UGAUGGUGGCCGCAGAAAUCAGUCCUGAUGUGGAGCGCCAUGAGCAAUGGAGGGACCAACCUCAGAACCAGCCUUUGUCGACGUGGAUAAAGGGUUAACACUGGCAUGCUUUGUCUUCCUUUGCCUUUUCUUGAUUGUCAUGAUUAUUCGCUGUGCCAAAGUCAUCAUGGACCCUUACAGCGCCAUCCCAACAUCCACGUGGGAAGAACAGCACCUGGAUGACUAAGGAGGAGGGAGGCAGGGAAAGAGGCAGGGCAAUGAGUAUGCAAGAACCUGGACCAACCAGAAGAGUACAACACAGAUGGCCACCUCCUGCCACUGGGGGCAUGGGAUCUUAGCCAGCUACUCCAAGGCUGCAUCGGUUCUGCCGAUAGCACACUGGUUUCUGCACAUGACCUGUUCCUGUGCCGUUCUUCCAGCCUAUGUGGUGACCUCCAAGAUUUAAUGAGAAAAAACAUUACAAUGGUCUGUCAAAAUAGCACAAAAGCUCUCUAAGCAAUAGAAGCCCCUUACCAGCUUCUCCUCUCACUAAGCACCUUCUUGCCAUUCAAAUCAAUAUUGUUUUUAAUUGGAAACAAACACACAGCAUGGUUACCAGGCAGAUAUUAGGGUGCUAAGGGUAAAAGGACUGUGGGUGCCUGAAACACAACCACUGUGUGUUGUGAGGUUGAUUAAAAGUGUG
Messenger RNA from Heteronotia binoei (common prickly gecko), 682 nucleotides. RefSeq names its product cortexin domain containing 1 (gene CTXND1). The record is from RefSeq and is a predicted model, not a curated record. Bases 47 to 226 code for a protein of 59 amino acids. NCBI's taxonomy places the organism in Eukaryota, Metazoa, Chordata, Lepidosauria, Squamata, Gekkonidae. The transcript has a single exon.